Molecule: messenger RNA, 1340 nt
Organism: Monascus purpureus
Lineage: Eukaryota; Fungi; Ascomycota; Eurotiomycetes; Eurotiales; Aspergillaceae
Source: the annotation of a GenBank genome assembly
ACUCCGAGAAGCAUAUAAAUGCCUGUAUCUGCCCGUCCCCCCUGGACGUAGAGGACCAUCCGGAUUUCAGGCUGUCUGCUAUAUAGCCAGCGUCGAUUCAUCUUUUCUGCAAGUGCCUGCUUCACUCAAGCACCAUCAUCAUGGGAGGCAACCAGGCAACCCGCGUGAACCCGUUCGUCGUCAACGACAGACAUGUCGCCAUCCACAUCACGACCCGUGGUUCGGAUUGGUACUGGACGGUGAUGUCAAUCAUGGGCUGCACCACUCUCACGGUCAUCUGCCUGUCGUUCUUCCGUCCUCCCAGCAAGCGGAUCUUCCACUACCUCCUGGCCGCGGUGGCGUUCAUUGCCACGAUCGAACACUACAGCAUGGCAUCCAAUCUUGGUUGGGUUCCCAUCGACGUCGAAUGGAGACGAAGUGACGAUGAGGUUGCUGGCAUCAACCGCCAGAUCUGGUGGGUUCGUUACAUCGGCUGGUUCCUGACCUGGCCGUUGCUUUCGUUGUCUGUCCUCCUCACCACUGCAGCUCCCACCGUCCAUAUCGUAUGGUCCUUAUUCCUAAGCGCAGCGAUGGCGGUGCUGGCCCUCGUCGGUGCUCUGGUUCGCAGUGACUAUAAAUGGGGUUACUACGCCUUCUGGCUCUGGGUGUGGAUUAUGGCUGUAUACGCCCUCGUCUGGACCCCACGAAAGUACGCCAGAGCAUUGGGCCGGGACGUCCAACGUGUCCAUUUCACCAUCUCCGGCUGGGUCAGCUUCCUUUGGAUGAUCUAUCCCAUCUGCUGGGGUAUCAGUGAAGGUGGAAAUGUCAUUCCUCCGGACUCCGAAUUCAUCUUCUACGGUAUCCUCGACUGCCUUCUGAUUCCGAUUACAAGCGCAGCGUUCUUGUUCCUGCAUCGGCCCAUUGACCCCAGCCAUCUGGGUCUGUACAUUCGCAGUUACGAUGAUCCCAUUCCCGGAUACAGAGACGCUGUUGCCAGCGGCGGUCUUCCCAAGGAUCCGGAGAAAGACGUCCCUAACGGUCAUGAUGGUCCAGCUGAGACCAGUCCGGCACCUGCCGCCGGUACUGAAACCGUCUAGACGCUGACGAACGCCCCGGUGUAGGAUCAUGGAGGAGAGGCAGGGGAUGCGCCUGAUGUGUCAGUUUGGAGGUUAUGUUUUGAAAUGAUGGCCACACGCUCUAAUGUCUAAUCGGAUAUGGUGAGGAGGCUUACGACCGGGGGAAUACAGCGAUGUUGCGUCACGACUGAUGAGGAGAUGAGAUGGCCUUGUACUUUACUACGCAGCUUCCAUGUCAUGCUAUACAUGCUAUACCCUAUGAACUAAUGCAUUCGCUACGCACUU